This is a messenger RNA of Mandrillus leucophaeus (drill), 1597 nucleotides long. It is a transcript of the gene PRKN, whose product is annotated as parkin RBR E3 ubiquitin protein ligase. NCBI's taxonomy places the organism in Eukaryota, Metazoa, Chordata, Mammalia, Primates, Cercopithecidae. The record is from RefSeq and is a predicted model, not a curated record. Gene Ontology annotation, cellular component: mitochondrion; cytosol. Gene Ontology annotation, biological process: ubiquitin-dependent protein catabolic process. Gene Ontology annotation, molecular function: polyubiquitin modification-dependent protein binding; ubiquitin-protein transferase activity. Bases 136 to 1299 code for a protein of 387 amino acids. The transcript is spliced from 11 exons.
AUUCCUAGGGCCCGGCGCCGGGGCGGGGAGCCCUGGAAGAUUUAACCCAGGAGAGCCGCUGGUGGGAGGCGCGGGCUGGCGCCGGUGCGCGCGUAGGCCCUUUCCUGGCCCGCAGCCGCCACCUGCCCAGUGACCAUGAUAGUGUUUGUCAGGUUCAACUCCAGCCAUGGUUUCCCCGUGGAGGUCGAUUCUGACACCAGCAUCUUCCAGCUCAAGGAGGUGGUUGCUAAGCGACAGGGGGUUCCGACUGACCAGUUGCGUGUGAUUUUCGCAGGGAAGGAGCUGAGGAAUGACUGGACUGUGCAGAACUGUGACCUGGAUCAGCAGAGCAUCGUUCACAUUGUUCAGAGACCAUGGAGAAAAGGUCAAGAAAUGAAUGCAACUGGAGGCGACAACGCCAGAAACACGGUGGGAGGCUGUGAGCGGGAGCCCCAGAGCUUGACUCGGGUGGACCUCAGCAGCUCAGUCCUCCCAGGAGACUCUGUGGGACUGGCUGUCAUUCUGCACACUGACAGCAGGAAUGACUCACCACCAGCUGGCAGUCCAGCAGAUAGACCAAUCUACAACAGCUUUUAUGUGUAUUGCAAAGGCCCCUGUCAAAGAGUGCAGCCGGGAAAACUCAGGGUACAGUGCAGUACCUGCAGACAAGCAACGCUCACCUUGACCCAGGGUCCAUCGUGCUGGGAUGAUGUUUUAAUUCCAAACCGGAUGAGCGGUGAAUGCCAAUCCCCACACUGCCCUGGGACUACUGCAGAAUUUUUCUUUAAAUGUGGAGCACACCCCACCUCUGACAAGGAAACAUCAGUAGCUUUGCACCUGAUCGCAACAAAUAGUCGGAACAUCACUUGCAUUACGUGCACCGACGUCAGGAGCCCCGUCCUGGUUUUCCAGUGCAACUCCCGCCACGUGAUUUGCUUAGACUGUUUCCACUUAUACUGUGUGACAAGACUCAAUGAUCGGCAGUUUGUUCAUGACCCUCAACUGGGCUACUCCCUGCCUUGUGUGGGAACUGGAGACAUAGCGGUGCUUAGAGAAGCUCUGGGGGGAUUCGGGAGAGGAGUAGCUGGCUGUCCCAACUCCUUGAUUAAAGAGCUCCAUCACUUCAGGAUUCUGGGAGAAGAGCAGUACAACCGAUACCAGCAGUAUGGUGCAGAGGAGUGUGUCCUACAGAUGGGCGGCGUGUUAUGCCCCCGCCCUGGCUGUGGAGCGGGGCUGCUGCCGGCGCCUGACCAGAGGAAAGUCACCUGUGAAGGCGGCAACGGCCUGGGCUGUGGGUAUGGACAACGAAGAACAAAAUAAGCUGCCUCGGGGAGAAGUGAGUGUCUCAUUCAAUACAUCGUUCAAGGAAAAGUCAUUGGUAGCAAAGCUGUAGAAGAAUUAUAGAGUUCUAGAUGUGCAAAAAGCCCUAGACAUCAUUAACUCCAGUGAUUCUCGGUGUGGUUCACAGAUUUAUUGUAAGAUGCCUGUGAAUUCACCCAUGCUUAAUGUUUUUCCUUCAACUAUCAAGAUAGAAAAAGUACAACUCUUACUAUGUGGGUAUUCAAGAAAUGUUUGCUGUUACAAAAAAAAAAAGUGUGUAAAAAGUUGAAACCCAAAU